CCCUCCGCUAAGGAGGAGGAGGGCACCAGAGACGGCCAAUCACAUUUUUAGCGGGAAUACAACAAAUUUACAAGCGCGAAAAAGCCAUAACCUACAAGCCGAGCACCGAAGCAUAAGCACUUCUUACGGUUCUCAAUGCCUCAACUAAACAAGGAGGAGCAGGAAAGCAAUACGGGGGACAACCAGGGGUGUUUCUUCAGUGAUGAACGGGGAUAUCUGAGCCAAGUAAGACACAUCCUGGAGCAUGGGAAUCGCAAGGGGGACCGGACUGGUACCGGUGCGUUGUCGGUGUUCGGCUCCCAGGCCAGAUUCAGCCUACGAGACCAGUUCCCCCUCCUGACAACCAAGAGGGUGUUUUGGAAGGGAAUUCUUGAAGAACUCUUAUGGUUUAUUAAGGGUUCCACGAAUUCCAAGGAGCUGUCUGAGAAGGGCGUGAAGAUCUGGGACGCCAACGGUUCCCGGGAGUUCCUGGAUAAAAACGGCUUCAAGGAGCGGGAGGAGGGCGACCUGGGCCCCGUGUACGGCUUCCAGUGGAGGCACUUUGGAGCCGAAUACACAGACAUGCACGCAGACUACUCGGGUAAGGGCGUGGACCAGCUGCAGAAGGUCGUGGACACCAUAAGAAGCAACCCGGAGGACCGCCGCAUCAUCAUGUGCGCCUGGAACCCCAGAGACUUGCACAACAUGGCCCUGCCUCCGUGCCACGCCCUGUGCCAGUUCUACGUAAGCGACGGCGAGCUGUCCUGCCAGCUGUAUCAGCGCUCCGGGGACAUGGGCCUGGGCGUGCCCUUCAACAUCGCCAGCUACGCCCUCCUGACCUACAUGAUUGCCCACGUCACCGGCCUCAAGCCCGGAGAAUUCAUCCACACACUGGGCGACGCCCACAUCUACCUCAACCACAUCGAACCGCUCAAAGAACAGCUCCAGAGGGAGGUCCGACCGUUCCCCAAGCUGAAGAUCCUCCGGAAGGUGGAGACGAUCGACGACUUCAGAGCCGAAGACUUUGAGAUCUGUGGCUACCAGCCGCAUCCCGCCAUCAAGAUGCAGAUGGCCGUUUGAAAUGUUUUAUGAGACUUACAGUGUUACAUUAAAGAGCUUUUAUUAUCAACUCCU
Messenger RNA from Gadus morhua (Atlantic cod), 1113 nucleotides. It is a transcript of the gene tyms, whose product is annotated as thymidylate synthetase. Gene Ontology annotation, cellular component: mitochondrion; cytosol. Gene Ontology annotation, biological process: dTMP biosynthetic process. Lineage: Eukaryota; Metazoa; Chordata; Actinopteri; Gadiformes; Gadidae. Gene Ontology annotation, molecular function: thymidylate synthase activity. The coding region runs from base 136 to 1059 and encodes 307 amino acids. The record is from RefSeq and is a predicted model, not a curated record. The transcript has 7 exons.